This is a messenger RNA of Cyclocybe aegerita, 627 nucleotides long. Lineage: Eukaryota; Fungi; Basidiomycota; Agaricomycetes; Agaricales; Hemipholiotaceae. The record is from the annotation of a GenBank genome assembly.
AUGUCGGUGAAGGUGGCUGGCAUUCAGCCAGAAAAACUGAGCGCUGUUUUCCUCUAUGAAGCCUGCCGUCAGCCGAGACACCUCAACAGCCGCGGCCGCGUGGCCAGGCAAGGCAUCUUGAUACUAGGCAUCGAGGAUGUCGCCGCAGCGAUGGGUCUCUCCAUGGGUGUGGAGCGACCGUCGACAAUUGCUUCAGCUGACGCGGCGAGUGCCUCGUUGAAAGACGAAAGGACCAUCCACUGCCUGUUGAAACAUCUCGAGGUGUCGGGGCAUCCCAAUGGUCCUCGAAAGUCCAUUGGGGCAAGAGAAGGUGGCACUUACAUACCUCUGGGGCGGAAAGAGACUCGGAGUCGCAAGAAACUCGGCCUCGGUAACGAUGGGGAGAAUAGGCGCCACAUCGGUAAAGUAGGCGUUUAUGAGGUUCUCGAUGACGUCGCGCUCAACGUGCAGAUCCAGCGGCUUGGAAUGGACCAUCGCCGCCUGAUCUUCACUCGACGGCUUCUGCACCUGGAUCAACCCGUCGCCGGACUUGCUGACCUCGAAGGAUAUUCGGGCAAGUUUGCGGCAUCAUCUCCUCUUUCUUCGCGCAAACUCAUCGUUGAGAGAAGGUUUAACCUCCUCGAUUAA